AUGGUGAUACAGCAACUUGAUCACAGCUAUAUUGUAGCUUUAAUAUGUAACGUCACUAUCGUUCGACCAGCGUACUGCGAGGGUAAAGGGAAGGACUGGAGAAGAUGUUUUGAAUAUCAAAUAGAGAUAUGUAAAUGGGUAGAAGAUGAUAUUUCCAUGGUUGAUCAGAGAUGGUCUGCAAGUUGUAGACUUAUUUGCAAUAUGAAUUGUGUUAAUAUGACAAUUAGAGUAUACUUUGGUAUAGUUAUACUGUCAAGACCACAAAGCAGAAAUAUAUCUGUUUAUGGUUUAGAAUAUCGAUCUAUAUCUGAUUCUAAUAACCAUAGUUUUUCAAUGGAAUUACAAUUAUCAACUACAGCUAAAUUUAGCUGUUUAGGUCUAGGAAGAACUAAGAGACCAGUACAUCCUGAAUAUGCUAGUUACGAUGCUAGACUACACACAUUUGCAACAUGGCCAAAAUCUAUACCACAAAGGAAGGAACAGUUAGCAGAUGCAGGCUUUUACUAUAUUGGGAAAGGUGAUCAAACUUUCUGUUAUUACUGUGGAGUUGGUUUAAAAGAUUGGGAACCAGAAAAUGAUCCUUGGGAGCAACAUGCAAAGUGGUUUUCUAAAUGCUGCUAUUUAUUAAUGGUUCAAGGACAAGAUUAUGUAAAUAAAAUAACAGGCCAGGAUAUAUCUCCACUUUUUAAAGAAGAAACAGCGCAAAUUGAAGGUGCAGACUCUGUAAUAUCCAAUGAUAAAAGUAAUAUCGAUAAAAAGGCUAACUUAAAGGAAAUUAUAGCUUUGAAAGAAGAAAAUAGAAAAUUAAAAGAAGCUCGUUUAUGUAAAGUUUGCAUGGAUCGAGAAAUAGCAAUUGUAUUUUUACCUUGCGGACAUUUAGCAACUUGUGCUUACUGUGCAUCAUCUCUUACAUAUUGCCUAAUGUGUCGACAAGAAAUUAAAGCCACUGUUCAUACAUUUCUAUCAUAAAUCGAAUAAUAAAAUAUUAAUUAAUGUACAUAUUGUUAAAUUUUCUUAUACAAAUUUAAUAAUUUAAAAUAUAAAGAUAUAUAUGUAUAAAAUUA
Messenger RNA from Bombus pascuorum, 1064 nucleotides. RefSeq names its product E3 ubiquitin-protein ligase XIAP-like. Gene Ontology annotation, biological process: positive regulation of protein ubiquitination; negative regulation of apoptotic process; regulation of cell cycle. NCBI's taxonomy places the organism in Eukaryota, Metazoa, Arthropoda, Insecta, Hymenoptera, Apidae. Gene Ontology annotation, cellular component: nucleus; cytoplasm. The record is from RefSeq and is a predicted model, not a curated record. Gene Ontology annotation, molecular function: ubiquitin protein ligase activity; cysteine-type endopeptidase inhibitor activity involved in apoptotic process.